CAACACGUUGUCUCGAUGGAUUAGGCAGCCAGCCACCGUCAUAAUAGCCAACUAUGUCCCUCCCAUCGCAUGGCUGUAAUAAUAUCACCGGACCCAUCUUAGCUAAAUAGCAACCUCGAUUCAGUACCUCCUCCAAUCUUUCUCUCCGUCUUACUCUGCCUUAUCCCAUGCUGCCAUUAUCGAUCCUCAGUUCCCCUACACCGUCCGCUGCUAGUCGGCUUUCAGACGGCAGUCGACAUUCAGAUAGCCACAGCGUGGCAUUCUCAAGAAAUCGAAGUGUCCCAGAAUUCGAGAUCGAGCGACUUCCAAAACAAUCAAAUGGUGGAUCCAAGAGACCAGCAGUGCGCAGGAUGCAGUCGGAUUAUGGUGCUGAGAACAGUCUCCGUGUCAGCAUCUCGCGAAUGGUUGCAGCCAAAGCGCGUCCGUUCACUGCCUCGGGUCAUAUCCCACUCGAUCCAACCGCACUAGUCCUGUUCUUUCGUUCAAAGGGUGGCAUUACCCAUUCGCUCGAUUUCCCCAUCGAUGUCGAUUACGACACCCCACCGGCUCUAGACGUCCUGGUUGCAGCUUGCCGACCUCAUACGACAGCAGGCAUCAAUGUGUACCCGGAUCGUGCCAGUGACUCCCUCUUCUACCCUCCUAACCUCCCCCUCACUGCCACCCUCGAAAUCGCCAACCACCCCAUUCUAGAAGCCGUUCGCAAUGCUCUCUUUCCAAACUUGCCAGUUGGCCACUAUCUCGUCGCUGUCAGAGACAGGCUCGAGAUCGUCCUUCAUGGAUGUCGGAUGCCUGCUCAACCGCGGACACUUCGCAACGAUGGUCGAGUGGCCACCGUUUGCGUGACACUUCCUGUGCACUAUUGUGAUGGUGCACUGGUCGUUCGCGAUGCAGGUGGGAUCGAAGAAAAGUUCUUUGGUGUUGGCGGCAAGCCAGACGAAGUAGAGUGGACAGCAUUCCUAGCCGACUGCGAGUAUGAGGUCGAGACCGUGACCCAGGGAUGUCGCAUGAGCAUCUCGUUUGCCGUACACCUCAAGACCUACGGCCCAUCAGUGGAUCCCCUGAUAACUCCAAGCGAGCGGUUCCUUGACCUCCUGUCUCCAGUGCUCAGCUUGUCUCGUGGACGGAAGGUGGCGUUUUAUCUUACGCAAGACUAUAAUAUCAAUCCAGCCGAGUCGCUAGCCGAGUCAUUGGUUCCUCAUCUGAAAGGAGGCGAUUCGCUUCUGUACCACGCCUUGAAGGCGUACAAACUUACACCGGAGCUUCAUUGGGCUGCAGGCGGCUAUAUUUGGCCAAUAGAUCGUACGGUCGAAUGCGGGAAUGAUACAAACGACUCUCCGACGAGCGCCGCAGGAAUUAUGUCUUUCUCCUCUGUUUUGCCGUUCAACUCGCCAUCAAGACGAAGUGCGCCGAUGAGACCGAUGAGUUUUUACGGUGACCCAGAAGAAGACGAAGCAGAACUGACGAGGAUCCAAACCGAUAUCAUACGACAGAGGGUAGAAGAGAGCGGUGCUGUGCCGCUUUCGGAAGCCGAGAUAUUCGUCUUGUCGGAUUGGGCGCCUGGACCUUUGGCGAAAGAAAAGGUUUACUUGGCCUCGAAUGGGGAACUGGAGAAGCUGAUUGUGAAUGUUCUCUUGGUAACCUAUGUCCCUUGAUGACUAUCGUUGCUACGAUCGGACCAGUCGGGUGCGUUUGCUUUCGUUCCGUCGCCCUUCCGUUACUCCGCAUGUACCGCUUGCACGGUUUCACGACAUUAUAUGUAUAGUUUGACGACAGCUUGUUACAAUAUUAUUGUAAUCGAACACACACACCACCUUGUAAUAGGUAAUCGAUUGAGCCGAGUGGAAGAAGCCAACGGGA
Pisolithus orientalis is the source of this 1857-nucleotide messenger RNA. RefSeq lists its product as uncharacterized. NCBI's taxonomy places the organism in Eukaryota, Fungi, Basidiomycota, Agaricomycetes, Boletales, Pisolithaceae. The transcript is spliced from 3 exons. Bases 168 to 1652 code for a protein of 494 amino acids. The record is from RefSeq and is a predicted model, not a curated record.